CCCCUCGUUUAUUACCCUUCUUGUCUUCUGUUUUGUUAUCAUAUACGCAGGUCAGUGUGUGUUUAUUUAUCAUUCCGCUACCAUUCAUUGAACUCUUAGGUGACCCUAGGUGGAAGCACAUAGUUGCAUAUAAGGACAUAGUUUGUCUACAGCAUUCCACGUUAACAUGAUGUGAAACCUGUUUCUCAAGCAGCAAUUAAUGGUAGAACUGGUUGAUAGUCAUUCGAGUAUUGAACUGCAUUUGUAUUCAUAACGGUCGACCCUUGUCUUCGGGUCCGUUCCAAAGUCCAUCGAUCAAUUUCACAGUUAAAUUCAUUCCCGUACAACGAACGCUUGUGUUUGGGUAAUGAGCACAAGAUAAGCGUAGAACAGAGAUAACUGAAUUACCGAAAAAACGAAGAUGAACCGUGAAAGUAUUUAUCAUCUGCCAGAAGGCAGCAAAGAAACUACAUUCUGUUACGAUGAAACGUUACCUGCACUACCGCUGCCCAAAUUGGAGGAUACACUCGAACGUUACUUCGAAUCGUUGAAACCGUUUGGUACUCGAGAGGAGCUGAAUGCAUCGAGAAAGAUAAUAGACGAUUUUCGGAAUGGUGUUGGCGGUAAACUACACGCUAUGUUAGCGGAGAAAGCUAAAAACGAGAAGAAUUGGGUCGCCAAAUGGUGGGAAGACUACGCAUACUGUACCUUGCGCUUGCCGCUCAUCCCGUACUGCGUGAUGGCGCAGCCUCUGAUGUUCGAUACGGUAGGUAUCGAUGCCAUUCCGGAGAACUUUCUCAAGAAUGCGGCAAUGUGCUGCACAAUCACGAUGCGCUUUUGGAAAUUGAUUCGUACGGAAACGCUUCGGCCGGCGGUGAUUGGCGACAAGAAACUGACAUUUUCGUCCGAUCUCUACAAGCGGUUGUUCAACACCGCGCGAAUUCCUGGGCUGGAGAUGGACAAGAUCGUGAGUUACUUCAGGACCGAAAAAGAGGGGCAGUGUAAUAGCGAUAUUAUAGUAAUCUAUCAAGGUAGAAUUUUCAAAAUGGAUGGACUUGACGAUCGUGGGGAUGUGUUAGAACCGCAGGAAUUUUUAUUAUGUUUGCAGCAGAUACAGCAUAAGGUCGAAAGUGAAGCAGCAAGCCAUUCGGGUGUACCAUUGUUGACAAACGACGAUCGAACUACGUGGGCUCGAAACAGGAACCAUCUGAUUGAGUUAUCAGAGAACAACAGGAAAUUGCUAGAGGAAAUCGAAAGUGCGGUUACAAUGUUUUCAUUGGACACAAACUGCCCGAGCAACUAUUCCGAAGUGGCUGCACGAACGCUGGCUGGAGAUUUACACUCCAAAUGGGCAGAUAAAAGCUGUGGUACUGUUUGUUUCCAGAAUGGAACAUUGGGGUGCCUUGGGGAACAUUCUUGCUAUGAUGGAACCAUUUCGGUAUCGUUCAGUUUGUAUGCUAUGUUGAGUAUAGUCGAGGAUGGGUUGCCCGAUUGGAGUGUUCCUCCGAAAAAGUUGAUUCUCCCUGUCGAAUUGGUUUUCGAUGUGGACGAUGAAAUGCGCGCAGAAAUCGAACGAAUGCAGGAGGUAGCUGACAAAGUGCGAGAUUGUGUAUGCGUAACAGUGGACCAGUUCAAUGGUUAUGGUAAAAACUAUAUGAAGUCAAAAAACAUUCAUCCGGACUCUUGGAUUCAAAUGGCACUGCUGUUGGCAUAUUAUCGGUUGCAUGGAAGCUUUGCACCCACCUAUGAAACGGCUAUGAUGCGUCAGUACUACAAAGGGCGGACGGAAACUUGUCGAUCGUGCAAUGUGGAGUCGGUCAAUUUUAUACAAGCCAUGGAAAAUUCAUCGGAGUCUGGUAGCAGUAAAGCGAAGCUGUUCCGCGCGGCAGCGAAUAGCCAAACAGUGCUGAUGAACGAGGCUCGGAAGGGAAACGGCGUUGACAGACAUCUGUUCGGUUUGUGGUGUAUGGCGUAUGAUCAGGGAUUGCCUAUUCCAGACUUGUAUGACGAUCCUCUGUACAGUAAAAGUGGCGGAGGAGGUAAUUUCUACUUGUCUACCAGCACUCUCGGAUUCACAAUCAACUGCGGAUUUGUGGCACCCAUGUGUAUGGACGGAUAUGGAUGUUUUUACUCUAUGCUAGCCGACAACGUCUGGUCUAUCAUGACGGCGUAUAAAGAUUCGGAAGUAUCGAGUUGUCACAAAUUGCUGGCUGCUUUCCAUCGUGCGAUGGAUGAUAUCAAAAACGUGAUGGAUGCGGAUAUCGGGACGAAGCUUUAAAAGUUAAUUCAUUUAGGUUUUAAUGCGAAACAUAAUUUCCAGUGGUAUUGGGUGACUGCGUUGUGUAUCGUUAAUAUAUUAUGUAAAUAAAC
Messenger RNA from Toxorhynchites rutilus septentrionalis, 2349 nucleotides. Its product is annotated as peroxisomal carnitine O-octanoyltransferase. Gene Ontology annotation, molecular function: carnitine O-octanoyltransferase activity. The record is from RefSeq and is a predicted model, not a curated record. Gene Ontology annotation, cellular component: peroxisome. The coding region runs from base 401 to 2257 and encodes 618 amino acids. Lineage: Eukaryota; Metazoa; Arthropoda; Insecta; Diptera; Culicidae. The transcript has 5 exons.